This is a messenger RNA of Tarenaya hassleriana, 983 nucleotides long. Its product is annotated as vacuolar protein sorting-associated protein 22 homolog 1. The record is from RefSeq and is a predicted model, not a curated record. The transcript is spliced from 7 exons. Bases 61 to 813 code for a protein of 250 amino acids. Gene Ontology annotation, cellular component: ESCRT II complex. Gene Ontology annotation, biological process: protein transport to vacuole involved in ubiquitin-dependent protein catabolic process via the multivesicular body sorting pathway. Lineage: Eukaryota; Viridiplantae; Streptophyta; Magnoliopsida; Brassicales; Cleomaceae.
AGGAUUUUUUUCCGGGCUUGUCAGAAUCUCAGUUGUGGAAGAGGACUCCAGGGAUCAGAGAUGAGACGGAGACCGGGAAUCGGAGGAUUGCAAAAGGCUGCUGCUGCUAGGGAUCAGUACCGAUUACUCGGAGAAAAUGUAGCGAAGCUACGGACGGAUCUAAUGAAAGAACAGCUUGCCACGUUUCGGUCUCAGCUCGAAGAAUUCGCUCGUAAACACAAGAAUGACAUCCGUAAAAAUCCUGCCUUCAGGGCUCAAUUCCAUGAAAUGUGUGCUAAAGUCGGGGUGGAUCCUCUGGCUUCGAACAAGGGUUUCUGGGCUGAACUGCUGGGAAUUGGUGACUUCUAUUAUGAACUGGGAGUUCAGAUUAUCGAGGUUUGCAUGCUUACGAGGUUACACAACGGAGGUUUAAUCAGCUUGCAGGAGCUGUGUAGCCAUCUUCGUCAGAGAAGAAAAAAAGAUCGUGAAGCCGUGACCGAAGAUGAUUGUCUUCGAGCUAUCAGCAAGUUAAAGGUACUGGGUAGCGGGUUUGAAGUGAUCACAGUUGGGAAGAGAAAGCUUAUCCGGUCUGUUCCCACCGAGUUGAACAAAGACCAUAAUCAAAUCUUGGAGCUUGCUCAGGGUCAAGGCUUUGUGACCGUGGAAGAGGUACAGAGACGGCUUUCGUGGAAAUCUGGUCGGGUCAUAGAUGCCCUCGAGACAUUGUUAGAAGAGGGGCUUGCUAUGAUCGACGACGGCCACAGAGAUGGAAAACGCCGGUAUUGGUUCCCUUGUGUUUCUUCCGUUUACGCGUCAGCUGGAGCUGACAGUUAAAAUCGUUACAGAAACGCUCUGAUUCAGAUCGUUUUGUUCUGCUUUUGUGUUGGUUCUGUUUUGUUUGUUUCAUUAUCUGUAACAAUGGCCAUGGUUACAGAAGAUAUUUGCUUGUGAAAGUAGAAGUUUGCAAUUGUUCAACAGUGAGGGAGAGAUAUCUUAUCAUUAUA